Messenger RNA from Rhipicephalus sanguineus (brown dog tick), 1366 nucleotides. RefSeq names its product testis-specific serine/threonine-protein kinase 4-like. NCBI's taxonomy places the organism in Eukaryota, Metazoa, Arthropoda, Arachnida, Ixodida, Ixodidae. The record is from RefSeq and is a predicted model, not a curated record. Gene Ontology annotation, cellular component: cytoplasm. Gene Ontology annotation, molecular function: tau-protein kinase activity; protein serine/threonine kinase activity; ATP binding. Gene Ontology annotation, biological process: microtubule cytoskeleton organization; intracellular signal transduction; protein phosphorylation.
AUGCCGUACGCGUGCAAGAUUGUGUCCAAGGAACUGACAUCGGCUGUCUACCGCGCCAAGUUCCUGCCCCGUGAGCUGAAAAUUGUCGCUACCCUUCGACAUCCGCACAUUACCUGCGUCAACGAAAUCAUUGAUCUGCCGUCAAAAGUAUUCAUCAUCAUGGAGUUGGCCACCGGCGGGGAUCUUCUAGAGAAAAUUUUGAAAGUGAAGCGGUUCAAAGAGAAGAGGGCGUCCCGAUACUUUAUGGAGAUGGCCAGCGCCUUGGCCUUACACUACAAGGACAUUGCCCAUAGGGACCUCAAGUGCGAGAACAUCCUACUCACUUCAACAAACCGAGUAAAGUUGGCCGACUUCAGCUUCGCACGUUACUGCAGUGAGAAUGCCUUCCGGAGAAAGUGGCAACCCGAAGAGCUGAGCGCCACAUUCUGGCGUAGUGAAGCAUCGCGCCUCCCGAAUGCUGCAGGGUGUCGGUACCGGCCAAAGAAGGCAGACUUGGUCCUAGGCGUCAUACUUUUUGUCAUGGUCACCGGGCUCCUUCCGUACGAGUCAGAGUGCGUGCCCCACCAAGUUCGUCUGCAGAUGACGCGCACUCUUCGCUUUCCGCAGGCUGAGGCAUGUGCCAAGCGCACCGCAACAUCGUGUAAGCGGACGGAGGCUCCCAAGAAGCUGUCAUGCGACAGCACAAGCAGCCAGCAGAAUGCUGACGAGGAGCUCACGGAACAUUCCGAACGAAAGAGCGCAGAAAAAUCUGCUCACGCCCAGCGGAGUACCAGCCACGAAGACGCACCAGUUAACCAUGGUAAUCCGCCAAGAAACGACAGCGCCACGUCAACAGCCAGCCGAGUGAGCGGGUAUGCAGUAAAUGGCGGUAACGGCGCCAUAGAACCAGGGCUGGACAGUGAGGCUGACGAAUGGAAGGACGCAUCCAUAGACGGCGCAUUAGACGAGAGUACUGCGGACGACCUCUUUUCUGCCUUGCGUGACGCGCACUCAACCAGCGGUGGUGCCUCUAAAAUGACAGAACGGGGAUCUAGUAAUGAGAGCUCGAAGACUACCAAGUCUCAACUUGUCAACAAUGAGCUGAACAACCAGGCAGAAGGCUCUACGAGCAAUAUACAAAACGUCAAGGAAGUGAUGAUGAUCAAGCCUCGACCCUUGCCACCGAGUGACUUCAAGCCAAAGGCAUCAUGAAAUUAUGAAGGAUUCCGACGACGAGAACCCUUCAUCUUCAGUAUUUGCCAUCUCUUUUACUGGCCGCGCGAAAUCACGCCCAUGAGAACGAAUAACAGUUACGAUUCACGUUUGUGUCCUCCUUGCUCUCGUCUGCCGCAUUCAGUGCCGUUUCGCAACGAUUAACAAGGCUUAC